Molecule: messenger RNA, 1195 nt
Organism: Tinamus guttatus (white-throated tinamou)
Lineage: Eukaryota; Metazoa; Chordata; Aves; Tinamiformes; Tinamidae
Gene: PRRG3
Product: proline rich and Gla domain 3
Source: RefSeq, a predicted model, not a curated record
UUGGAGCCUGCGUGUUGGAGGGCCUGGGCUUCAGGGGCUGCUGGGCUGAGGUGUGAGCUCUCGGUGACUCUUCUAUUUUCUUCCCUGCAGGUAGGUGGGAGCCCACAGUGGCCGAGUGAGGCAGCAUGGCAAUGUUCCUUGGGGCCAGGAAUGACCACUCGCUCCUGAAGCGUUUUCCCCGAGCCAAUGGCUUCCUGGAGGAGAUACGACAGGGCACCAUUGAGCGGGAGUGCAUCGAGGAGGUCUGCAGUUAUGAGGAGGUCAAGGAAGUGUUCGAGAACAAAGAGAAGACGAUGGAGUUCUGGAAAGGCUACACCAACUCUGUCUACUCGGUCAAGGACCCUGGACACAGCACAGAGCAUUCAGACGCUAUGUACGUGGUGGUCCCGCUCUUGGGAGUGGCUCUUUUGAUAGUCAUCGCCCUCUUCAUCAUCUGGAGGUGCCAGCUUCAAAAGGCCACCCGCCACCGUCCUUCCUAUGCCCAGAACCGCUACUUGGCCAGCCGAACGGGGCGCAGCCUCCCCAGGGUCAUGGUGUACCGGGAACGGUCACAGAGCCAAGGGGAAACGCAGUAUCAGCGAGAGGCGAGCAACCGGGUGGUUGGAGAUGGCAGAGCAGGGGGCCCUCCCCAGCAAGACGGCACCCUCUACCCGCCAGAGCAUUCAGUCUCUGUCCUCUCCAGACUGUCCAGUGCCACCCCUCCGCCUUCCUACGAGGAGGUGACAGGGCACCCGGAGAGCAGCAGUGGGGAAGAGACCAGCGUCUCCUACAAUGACCCGCCACCCAAGUAUGAGGAGAUCGUGGCCGCUGCCCCUGCUGUGGGCAAAUAGCGGGUCUGAUGCCUCCCUCCUGCCACUUUACUCUCACGCUCACACCCGCACCCAUCCCUCACCAUGCCUGGGACCCUCUUCCUGUGCCAAUCGGCAUCCCGUCUCACUCGUACAAGCUGGUGCCAUCACAGAAUAGCCUUACCCACCUUACCAAAAACAACUAUCCCAAAGUGGGGUGGGGAUGGGAACGGGAAUGACUCUGGGGUCCAGCCAGGCAUCCCCUUCCCCCUGCUCUCCACACACGUAAGUGCUGUAGUAGCCAGAGCAAAGUGGCAGCUUGUUACUGGCUCAAUGCGGGGGUCUCCCCAUGGUGCAUUUGAUUUCCUUCCCUUCAAAAAGACAUGACAUUUCCCAUGAUGAAAACA